UAUCAGGGAGGGGUAGUAUCUCUGGUAUGGAGGGCUUGUCUUGCCCUCCUAGGGCAGCUCUCCAGCCUCUGACCCCCACCUGACACCCAGCUCUCACUUGUAGCUCCCAGUAGCUGCUAGCAUGUGGCAGCGGCCACACCCCGGGCAACGGCUUCGACAGGCCUGCUAAACCUUGUGAGGGUAGCCAUCGGGUCAUCCACCCCUGGUGAACCAGGGCUUUGCUCACCCAGCAUGUGAAGACUGUUUCGGCUGAACAGGUGGAAGAAACCAAUAAGAAAGUUCAAUGGGGGGGUGGUACCGGUGUUUCCGGCGUCCUUUACAUAGCUGCUGCCAUUUGGGCUCACACCAUCUAGAAAAUCUAAGGGAGCCAUGGUGCUGCUCACGGCGCCGCUAAAGGUACGCACCCACCUCACUGACCGCUUCUGGCGGACCCAGGACUUGCUGCAGUAUGCCCGGCACUUUCGGGGAAGGAAGAAUCGCUGCUACAGGUUGGCCAUCAGGGCUGUGACUAGAGCGUUUGUGAAAUGUACCAAUGCCCGGAGGCUGAAGAAGAAGAACAUGAGAACACUUUCUAUUAAUCAAAUUACAGCCGCUUCCCAAGAACAUGGUUUGAAGUAUCCAUCAUUUAUUAGCAAUUUAGUCAAGUGUCAAGUGGAAUUCAACAGGAAAGUCCUUGCUGACCUGGCUAUUUAUGAACCCAAUAUGUUUAAAUCUUUGGUUGCUUUGGCAAAGAGGAGGAGAGAAGAAGGUUUCGCAGCUGCUCUGGGGGAUGAGAAGGAGCCAGCGGGGAUCUUUUCCCAGGUGGUGCACUAUCAGUGGAGGUGAAGCCUUCACCAUGGCCUCAAGGGCACUUUACACAAGGAGAGACUUGGAUUAACUAUCAGUUACCCCAAUUACAAAGUUGAUCAUUUUCCGAGGUUCCACAUGUUGUCCAAAUUUGUUCGUAAUCAUGUCUUUUCACAUUUCAGGAGCACAAAAAAGAGGAAAGGUAGCUGGGCUUUUAACAGGGUGGAGGGAUGGGAGGGCCCUUUGCCCCCUGGUCACCCUAAGGAAUUCAUUCAGUAUGUUUUCUGUUGAACAAGGAAUAAACUUUAAAAACUUA
Messenger RNA from Monodelphis domestica (gray short-tailed opossum), 1102 nucleotides. Lineage: Eukaryota; Metazoa; Chordata; Mammalia; Didelphimorphia; Didelphidae. The record is from RefSeq and is a predicted model, not a curated record.